AACAAAGGCCGUGAUUGUGGAGAGAUAUAUGCCGUGCCGAGAACCGAAACUCCCGCGCUCUGCAUAGAGAUUCCCGAUUUCCCAUUACAUAUACUUAAAAAAGAAAUAAGAACACAGACACUCUCUCUCUCUCUCUCAUGCUUUUCACUUGGAGUCGUCGUCUCUUUCUCUCUUGCUAUUUCGUUCUCUUUUAGCUUCUGUUUUGGUAUCUAGCCUGGCGUUCUCUCUCUUUCUCUCUCACACACACACGCACACAGACUCAAUUCAUUUAUUCUCGAUUUUUAACGUUUUCUUACCGCAGAUCGUCUCCUUCUCUAUUUAAUCACCCGCCGUUCGACAUCCUUAGAUCCGUACACCACCCAAUGCCUCGACUUUGACCGAUCGCGAUCGGAUAAUAGUCGUAGCGCGCGCAUGGGGCAGUGCUACGGCAAAAACAUUUCCGUCGCCGAGGAUGACACCACCGCCGGCGGCGUCACUGCCGUCAAUCGCCCGCAAACACCGUCAACGUCUACAGCCGCCAACGGCACCAUCAACGUUCCUUCUGUUAAAAACACACCUGCUCACUCCUCUACCAGCGCUUGGCCAAGUCCAUACCCUCCCGGUACUAGUCCACUUCCCGUUGGGGUAUCUCCGUCACCGGCCAGGCAGACUCCUCGAAGAUUCUUCCGCAGGCCUUUUCCUCCUCCUUCGCCGGCGAAGCAUAUCAAGGCGUCUAUUGCGAAGCGUCUGGGCCCACCAAAGCCCAAGGAAGGGCCGAUUCCCGAGGACGGCGCGGAUGUUGAGCGGCCACUAGAUAAGAGCUUCGGUUACGGGAAGAAUUUUGGUGCCAAGUACGAAUUGGGGAAGGAGGUUGGCCGUGGCCAUUUCGGGCAUACAUGCUCGGCUAAGGGCAAAAAGGGAGAGCUCAAGGGUCAGGUUGUGGCUGUGAAGAUUAUCUCCAAAGCUAAGAUGACAACACCAAUAUCAAUCGAAGACGUUCGUAGGGAAGUGAAAAUCUUGAAAGCAUUAUCUGGGCACAUGAAUCUGGUCAAAUUUCAUGAUGCGUGUGAGGAUGUGAAUAAUGUCUACAUAAUUAUGGAAUUGUGUGAAGGUGGAGAACUUCUAGACAGAAUUUUAUCUAGAGGUGGAAGAUACACAGAGGAAGAUGCAAAGGUUAUUAUUGUGCAGAUUUUAAGUGUCGUGGCCUUUUGUCAUCUUCAAGGUGUUGUACACCGUGAUUUGAAACCAGAGAACUUUCUUUUCACCUCUAGAGAUGAUGAUGCUUCAAUGAAGCUUAUUGAUUUUGGUCUUUCUGAUUUUAUCAGGCCAGAUGAAAGACUCAAUGAUAUUGUUGGCAGUGCAUACUAUGUUGCUCCUGAAGUCCUUCACAGAUCGUAUAGUAUGGAAGCAGACAUUUGGAGCAUUGGUGUCAUAACAUAUAUAUUAUUAUGUGGAAGUCGGCCUUUCUGGGCAAGGACUGAGUCAGGAAUUUUUCGUUCUGUUUUGAGAGCUGAUCCUAAUUUUGAAGAAUCACCUUGGCCUACAGUAUCACCCGAAGCGAAAGAUUUUGUGAAAAGGCUUCUUAACAAGGACUACAGAAAGAGGAUGACUGCUGCACAAGCCUUGACUCAUCCAUGGUUGCAUGAUGAAAACCGCCCUGUCCCCUUGGAUAUUUUAAUCUAUAAGUUAGUCAAGUCAUAUUUCCGUUCAACACCUCUCAAACGUGCAGCAUUGAAGGCACUAUCAAAAGCUUUGACAGAGGAUGAGCUCGUUUAUCUUAGGGCUCAGUAUCAGCUGCUGCAACCAAGUCAAGAUCGCUAUAUCUCUCUUGAAAACUUCAGAGUGGCUCUUAUGCGUAAUGCAACUGAUGCCAUGAGGGAGUCGAGGGUUCCUGACAUUUUAAGUGCGAUGGAACCACUUGCAUAUAGAAAGAUGGAUUUUGAAGAGUUCUGUGCAGCGGCAAUCAGCACAUAUCAGUUGGAAGCUCUUGAAAGGUGGGAGCAGAUUGCAAGUACAGCUUUUCAGUACUUCGAGGAGGAGGGGAACAGAAUUAUUUCGGUUGAGGAGUUGGCAGGGGAAAUGAAUCUGGGACCUUCAGCUUACUCUAUUCUCCGUGACUGGAUCAGAAGGGAAGACGGGAAGAUCAGUUUCCUUGGAUAUACCAAAUUUUUGCAUGGUGUGACAAUCCGUAGCUCAAAUACAAGACAAUAGUAUUUUAUUUUAUUCUAUUUUAUUUUAUUUUUUUUUUACAGCCGAUGGGGCAAAUUGAUUUUCGAAAUUCGUGGGCAUCGAAAUGUCUGCAGAUUUCUUUUUUUUUUUUUUUUGGUUGAGGAAGUGUGUACAAAAAAAUUUAUAGGUUAAGGCCGUUAAGCCACCAGUUGCAUGCAAGGUUUUGAGGCA
Messenger RNA from Nelumbo nucifera (sacred lotus), 2379 nucleotides. Lineage: Eukaryota; Viridiplantae; Streptophyta; Magnoliopsida; Proteales; Nelumbonaceae. The record is from RefSeq and is a predicted model, not a curated record.